GCUCUGGCCGGUUGGGUCAGUUGGGAACUAUUUUUUUUUUUUCAUCACAGAGCUGAAUUAUACACCCUGUACCCGGAAAAUCCCAUGAUGGUCUUUUCGCUUUCGCAGCACACUUUGAAGGUCGCUUAGGUACUUGGUGUGAAAGUUAAUAGACCAAACAUGUCUCGAAUCGGCGGCGCUCCCGCCGUGAGACGCUACCUUUUGGCGGCAGGGAUCCGGGUUGGCGCCUCCGCCCCUUCACCGAGGAGCCUCAGCGCACUGCUUGUACAUAGCCGUCACGCCGCCACCAAGGCCGCCACCACCAGCACCACCAAGCGCAGCACCGCCGUCAAGGCCUCGGUGACGACAGCGGCCGAAACCGCCGCCGCCGACACAAAGAAGAUCAGCACCAAGACCACCGCGACGACGGCGACGACCCGACCCAAGACUACGAGGAAAAAGGCUGCCGCCGCUGCGGAUACGGAGGCUGCUGUCCCUGCCGAUGCCGGCGCGGAAACCCCCGUGACUACGGUCAAAAAGACCACCCGCGCCAGCUCGACCAAAGCCGGUGCGGCCAAGACGACCACGGCUGCGAAGAAGACUACGACUCGCAAGACAGCGGCGCAAAAGGCGGCCGAAGCUGCUGAAGCUGGCGAUGCGCCGGCCAAGCCCAAGCGCAUGACCGCCGCGCAAAAGGCAAAGGCGGCUGCGGCUGCGGCUGCCGCCGAGAGCUCGCCGCCCGCGCCGGAAGCAUCAAAAACACCUGAGCCUAUGGCCAAGGACAGUGACAAGGCUGUAGCAACGAGCACUCCAGCGACAAGCGCACCCACUGCUUCGGCGGCUUCCAGCUCAAAGGCCACGUCCAAGACAAAGACCGCAAGCCCUGUUACAGAAGCAAGCCCUACCGAGACCCCUAGAGAGACAUCACUUGUCUCGAGUACGACCACAACCUCGUCUUCAACAAAAGCUUCCACCUCGCCACUACCAAACACCACGGACUCAGUAAAGGAACCAGUCUCAUCCACGCAAGUGAAGACACCGGCGGCAUCUUCCCCAAGCUCCUCAUCCGCUUCCACAGUUCCAGAGCCCUCGGAGAAGACAGAAAACCCGGCGCCGGCAUCAACAGUUUCGGCCAAGUCUGCUACCCCCGCCGCAGCACCACCACCGCCUGCACCCAAGGUCGUUUCUGAAUCUACCGUUAUCCCGACGGUAAAAAAGGAGACAAAAUCACCUGUCACGGCUGCUAAAGCAGCUCCUCCCACGCCAACCGCAAAACCUGCCCCGGCACCUGCAAAGGAAGCCUCGCCAGCCAAGACGGGCACUCCGACAGUUGGUGCCACGAAAGAAGUUGGGUCUUCACGAUUCGCGGCUCCCGCUGCAGACAAGGUGAAAGCGGUACCAAAGCCUCUGACGCGGAAAGCUCCAAAGUUCGAUGAGGGACCUUUGCCACCAGCAUUCCAAGAUCGAGAUGAAAUGCCCGAGCCGUAUGAUACCAACACUAAAGAGUAUAAGGAUAGGGCGAGGCAGUGGCUCAAGGUCAUGGUUGGCUUGCCUGUUCUCAUUGUCAUGAGCUACCACCUGUAUGACCGAUUGGUUCUGGGCAAUGGACCCAAUGAACAUAUCGAAUUCACCGGAGAGGGCAUACAGCUUGAGCCUAAGCUCCCGAAAUUUGAACCUGAAUCGAAACCUGAACGAACGACAACUGAAGGAAAAACAGAGACCGAUUAAAAUCGCAGGCUCAUGAGUCAUCGUUAGCUGCGUGUGCAACUAAUGUGUAUUUUUUCAUGUCAUGAUACGAAGGUCGGAAUUCCUAAAAACGGAGAUGGCUAUCUGUUGGCAAUGAGAACAACAAGAUAUGCCGGUGCCUUGUGUUUUUGUUCAUAUACCUCCUUUUUUCUGUAGCUUUGGCUGUGUUUUGGGUACACGAUCUGUGUACUGAGCGACCACACGUGGUGCAGCACGCACAUAUGAUUUUCCAUCCGAUGGGAUGAGAAAUAUAGGAUACUCCAUUCAAUAACGCGCAUGAAGAAUUAAAGGGAGGUUGUCUGACGAAUAUUAAAGUUGGACUGGACACCCCCACGGAGCCGUCCGCAAUGUGGGCAUUAUGCAUUUCAUCGUCGUCGAUGCUUCACUCAUGCGGGCAUUGUCGCGCGCGUGGCGGUGAUCCAAAGAGGCCCCCAAGGAAACGGAAAGUUCUUGAUCCGGACCAAGUCGGGCAAAUGAGAGGGGGGAACAACUAAGAGAACCGCGUGGAAAACUUCGAUGGUACGCGGGUCAGGGAAACAAUAUUCGGAUGACAGGAUGGAGUGAUCAUCCGGAAGUGAUGGGGUCCAACCCCGAGAAAGCUACGUACAGGAGAGACAAGCAAUGGGUAAAAGUAUAAGACAAAAAAAAAGCCCUUGUCCAAUUG
This is a messenger RNA of Pyricularia oryzae 70-15, 2389 nucleotides long. RefSeq lists its product as uncharacterized. Bases 160 to 1707 code for a protein of 515 amino acids. The record is from RefSeq and is a predicted model, not a curated record. Lineage: Eukaryota; Fungi; Ascomycota; Sordariomycetes; Magnaporthales; Pyriculariaceae. The transcript is spliced from 3 exons.